Molecule: messenger RNA, 633 nt
Organism: Rhagoletis zephyria (snowberry fruit fly)
Lineage: Eukaryota; Metazoa; Arthropoda; Insecta; Diptera; Tephritidae
Source: RefSeq, a predicted model, not a curated record
AUGGCGCCCAUCUGCAGUGGGGACAGUGGUGACAGUGGUGACAGUGGUGACAGUGGUGACAGUGGUGACAGUGGUGACAGUGGUGACAGUGGUGACAGUGGUGACAGUGGUGACAGUGGUGACAGUGGUGACAGUGGUGACAGUGGUGACAGUGGUGACAGUGGUGACAGUGGUGACAGUGGUGACAGUGGUGACAGUGGUGACAGUGGUGACAGUGGUGACAGUGGUGACAGUGGUGACAGUGGUGACAGUGGUGACAGUGGUGACAGUGGUGACAGUGGUGACAGUGGUGACAGUGGUGACAGUGGUGACAGUGGUGACAGUGGUGACAGUGGUGACAGUGGUGACAGUGGUGACAGUGGUGACAGUGGUGACAGUGGUGACAGUGGUGACAGUGGUGACAGUGGUGACAGUGGUGACAGUGGUGACAGUGGUGACAGUGGUGACAGUGGUGACAGUGGUGACAGUGGUGACAGUGGUGACAGUGGUGACAGUGGUGACAGUGGUGACAGUGGUGACAGUGGUGACAGUGGUGACAGUGGUGACAGUGGUGACAGUGGUGACAGUGGUGACAGUGGUGACAGUGGUGACAGUGGUGACAGUGGUGACAGUGGUGACAGUGGUAGUGCCUAA